Messenger RNA from Rattus norvegicus (Norway rat), 2853 nucleotides. Its product is annotated as fibronectin type III domain containing protein 3C1-like. The record is from RefSeq and is a predicted model, not a curated record. Lineage: Eukaryota; Metazoa; Chordata; Mammalia; Rodentia; Muridae. Gene Ontology annotation, cellular component: membrane.
AUGGCUGACAAUAUUCCAGACACUAACACUACUGACAGAAACACGAGUUCUUCUGGUCGUGCCACAAGUAUUCCUACUUUAAAUGCUGGUUUUUACACUGACAUCAAUAACAAUAUCAUAGGCCCUUCCAUAAGUACUUACAAUGUAGUCACCACUGAUGAAACUCACGAACCACCAGAUACUAAGAGUAUUCCGAGCUAUACUUCUGAGAGUGCUUGCAAUGCUCUCAUCACUGAAAAUGCUCAGACCUGCUCCUCAAUUAAAGAUGGUCUCAGACCAUCUGGUGCAGCAACCACUUCUGAAGAAAAUCGUGGAAAGACAGAGACUAACAUGGGAGCUGGAGUCAAUAAGCAGAUAUCAGGUGAAAAGCAAAAGAAGAGACAGUCAUCAAAUGCAUCACUGAGAGGACACAAUACAAAAUAUGGAACAAAGCCAUGUUUUUUCAACAUUGAAAAACCUGUGGUUUCUAAUAUUCAAACACGAUCAGCUACAGUGUCAUGGACUCUGAACAAUACUGAAAAAUAUGAUAUUAAUCUUCCUAUGACAUUUGAAUUGGCACUGUCCAGCAGUGGUAAAAACAGAAUCUAUAAACACAUUUAUACUGGUGAUGGCGUUACUGUGGUCCUACAUGAUCUACAGCCUUGCACGGUCUACUUCUUAAGAGUUGCAAUCAUAAGAGAUGGAGAACACAGAAAUGUGUCUGAAGUGGUUAGCUUCACAACACCAGGCUGUGAACCAGACCCUCCUCUUGCACCCACACUGAUUAGCAGAACCAAGAACAGCCUGAACUUACAAUGGAAAGGUUGCAAUGAUAAUGGAUCCAAAAUAAGCCACUUUCUAUUGGAAUGGGAUGAGGGCAUAGGUGAAGACUUCAAAAGCUGUUACACUGGGCCCAGGAAACAGCACAAGCUCUUUAAACUGAGCCCAUCGACAAAAUAUUCCUUCAGAUUGGCUGCCAAAAAUCACUUCGGCUGCAGUAAUUUCAGUGAAACAGCAGUCUUCUAUACGUCGGAAAACACGCCUUCAGCACCUCUGCCACCUAAGUUGAAAGAGGCAGGAGUCUACAGUUUGUCUCUAGAAUGGUGUGCCCCAACAAACCCAAACCCUAAUGAUACCCUUACUUAUGUGCUAGAGAUGAAGGAAGCAAAGUCUGGAUUAGGUUUUAAACCUAAAUACAAUGGAGAGGACCUCUCUUGCACCGUGAAAAAUCUUCAGAGAAAUACUACAUACAAGUUUCGGAUUUUUGCCUACAAUCUGGAAGGAAGGAGCAACCCCAGUGGAGAAGUAAAAUAUACUACCCGUCCAGCUAGGCCUGGAUGCCCUAAUAAACCACACGUAGUGGGAACGAUCCAUGCCCGCCAAGUGACAAUUGGAUGGGAUUUACCAAAAGAUAAUGGUGAAAUGAAAAUUUCAAGUUACAGUUUAGAAGUUUGUGAAAAUUCAGAUGCUGGGAAUCUCUGGAAAAUAAUCUACAGUGGCACACUGCAGGAAUUCCUGUACGAUGACCUCCAACCAGGCACCACUUAUAAACUUAGGGUCUUUUGCACUUCACCUGCAGGCCAAAGCCGUCCUUCAGAUGUAUUGACAAUUCAGACACCUGCUCUUCCUCCUGAGUCUUGCAGUUCGCAGCCCUUACAUAGUAAAACCAAGGGAAGGGAUGUCAACCUUCUUGACAAUCGUUCUGUUAAUGGGAAGUCUGAAGCACCUGUGCGAGGCAAAAAAGCAAAAGGUACUCAUCAUGACAAAAAGGAGUGCCCCAGCUCUGAAAAGACAUGUGCAGCUGUAAAUAUAGUUGGGGUUGGAAUGUUUGGAGGAACUGCAAAAGUGACAACACCUGGAACGGUACCAGCAAUGGUUCCAAUGUUACAAGAAGUUGAAAACAAAGUGCCUGCCAAGCAGUCAUCAACUUGCAUAGCUAUCCGGUGGGAGGAGCCAGACUGCCAUGGCUCUCAGAUCACUGGAUAUAACAUUGAAUAUGGAGAUAAAAAAAUCGUGACUGUCAAAAGGGUAACCGAGUAUGUUCUGAAAAAUCUACAACCUAAUACUACAUACCGAAUCAGAAUUCAAGCUAUCAAUCAUUAUGGACUAAGCCCUUUUAGCCCAUCAAUAAGAUGCAAAACCAAACCACUGCCACCAGAGCCUCCACAGCUUAAUUGUGUGGUCUAUGGACACCAGAGUCUCAGACUCAAAUGGGGCACAGUCUCCAGCAAAAAGUCACGUGCGAUCUUUAUCAGCUACAACUUACUAAUGGAAGACCGAUCUGGCAGGUUUUCUGUCAUUUACCGUGGGACAGAUGUGACUCACAAAGUGCAAAAACUGACUGAAUAUACACAAUACAAGUUUAAAAUCCAGGCGUGUAAUGAAGCUGGGGAAGGACCAGAGUCUGACAUCUACACUUUCACUACAACCAAGUCCCCACCAACUGCACUUAAAGCACCCAAAGUACAUCCACUGAAUAACAACUGUUGCGAGAUCAAAUGGGAGACUUUAGAACCAAUUAAAGGUGACCCCAUUGUGUACUGUCUUCAAGUCAACACCGGAAAAAAGGCUCAUCAGAUUUACAAAGGACCAAACACUUCCUUUUCCUUUUCGAACUAUGAUGCAAAUUCACGCUACCGCUUCAAGGUCUGUGCAGGACGCCAAUAUGAAACCUUCAAUGGUCUCCAAGAGCUGUGGGGGCCAUAUAGCCCCAGUGCUCUGUUCUCGACCUAUAAGCAUCACUCAGGGCAUGACAAAGGCAGUGGGGGUAAAGGAAAAGGCAACCACAGUGAGAAAGGGGAAAAGUGCAAGGUAGGGUUUGCACUUAUUGCUGUUUUGUGUGCUGUUGCAAUUCAGUUCUUCUCGUUCAUCUAG